AUGCUUGGAUUCUUAAAGCAGCCAAUUGUCUUUUCAUUGGAAAUCAAUGUAAACCUGGUGGUUUUAACUGUGAUCGGAUUAAUCAGCCGGCUGUGGGCACUGUCCUAUCCCAGAGCUGUCGUCUUUGAUGAAGUUUACUAUGGCCAGUUCCUCUCCUUGUACAUGAAGCGGAUCUUCUUCGUAGAUGACAGCGGGCCCCCGUUCGGCCACAUGCUUUUCGCUUUGGGAGGUUAUUUAGGGGGAUUUGAUGGAAAUUUCUUAUGGAACAGGAUAGGAGCAGAAUACAGCUCCAAUGUGCCGAUUUGGGCUUUGCGGCUUAUACCUGCAACAGCUGGGGGCUUAUGCAUCCCCUUGGCGUAUCAAAUAUUAGUUGAAUUACAUUUCAACCAUUUUGUUGCCCUGGGUGCUGCAGUCCUGAUUUUAUUCGAAAAUUCACUAAUUACUCAAUCCAGAUUGAUGCUGCUGGAGUCGAUUUUAAUUUUUUUCAUCCUGCUGGCUGUUUUGUCUUAUCUGAAGUUUCACAACUCUCAGAAACAAAGCCCUUUUUCUGCAAGAUGGUGGCUCUGGCUGCUGCUAACUGGGGUCUCCUGUUCUUGUGCUGUUGGGGUGAAAUACAUGGGCCUCUUCACUUACCUCCUCCUUCUGACCCUGGCAGGGGUCCAUUCCUGGCAGCUGGUUGGUGAUCGCUCCUUGUCCAACGUCUCCCUGCUGUGGCACUUCAUAGCCCGAGGAGUAGCUCUUCUGAUCAUCCCUGUCACUCUCUACCUCUCCUUUUUCUACAUCCAUCUGGUUUUGCUGUACCGGUCUGGGCCUCACGACCAAAUCAUGAGCAGCGCAUUUCAAGCUAGCUUAGAGGGAGGGCUUUCGCGCAUCACUCAGGGGCAGCCCUUGGAAGUGGCUUAUGGUUCCCAGAUUACUUUGAGGAAUACCUUGGGCAAACCCUUGCCGUGUUGGCUUCAUUCUCACCGGAAUACCUACCCCAUCAGGUAUGAAAAUGGGCGGGGAAGUUCCCACCAACAGCAGGUGACCUGCUAUCCUUUUAAGGAUGUGAACAACUGGUGGAUCGUGAAGGAUCCUGGAAGGCAGCAGCUGGUAGCUAGCAACCCACCACGACCUGUGCGACACGGCAACAUUGUGCAACUGGUCCAUGGAAUCACCACCCGUUACCUUAACACGCACGAUGUGGCUGCGCCCCUCAGCCCACACUCCCAAGAGAUAUCCUGUUACAUCGAUUACAACAUCUCCAUGCCCGCUCAGAAUCUCUGGAGAGUGGAAAUUGUGAAUCGCGACUCGGAUAAUGAGAUUUGGAAAACGAUCCUGUCCGAAGUCAGACUGGUCCACGUCAACACGUCGGCCGUGUUAAAGCUCAGUGGAGCCUCCCUCCCGGAGUGGGGGUACCGACAACUGGAGGUGAUUGGCGAGAAGAUCUCCAAGGGGUACCAUCAAAGCAUGCUGUGGAACGUGGAGGAACACCGAUAUGGAAAAAGCCAUGAACAGAAAGAGAGAGAGGUAGAACUGCACCUGCCUACUCAGAUCAACAUCAGCCAGAACCUCACCUUCGUUGCCAAGUUCACCGAACUGCAGUGGAAGAUCCUUACCCUGAAGAACGAGGACACGGAACAUAAAUAUAGCUCAUCCCCGUUGGAUUGGAUCACCCUGGAGACCAACAUUGCUUACUGGUUCCAUUCCAGCUCAGGGGUAACUUUACUGGAUUUUUACAUGGGUGAAUCAUGUUUCCUGGAAUACAUAGGGGCAAUCUCCAGAUCUCCCUUUGUUCCAGAGAGAAUUUUGGCAUAG
This is a messenger RNA of Protobothrops mucrosquamatus (brown spotted pit viper), 1797 nucleotides long. RefSeq names its product protein O-mannosyl-transferase 1. Gene Ontology annotation, biological process: protein O-linked glycosylation via mannose. The record is from RefSeq and is a predicted model, not a curated record. Gene Ontology annotation, cellular component: membrane; endoplasmic reticulum. Gene Ontology annotation, molecular function: dolichyl-phosphate-mannose-protein mannosyltransferase activity. The transcript has 16 exons. NCBI's taxonomy places the organism in Eukaryota, Metazoa, Chordata, Lepidosauria, Squamata, Viperidae. Bases 1 to 1797 code for a protein of 598 amino acids.